Messenger RNA from Eimeria necatrix, 471 nucleotides. RefSeq lists its product as hypothetical. The transcript has a single exon. The coding region runs from base 1 to 471 and encodes 156 amino acids. NCBI's taxonomy places the organism in Eukaryota, Apicomplexa, Conoidasida, Eucoccidiorida, Eimeriidae. The record is from RefSeq and is a predicted model, not a curated record.
AUGGCGGCUGAAAACCCUUCGCCGCCCUUUUUUCCGUGGGAAUUCGCAGAAAACCAACAAAAACACAAAAAAGAUCUGGAGCAGCUCGGCUGGGCGGAAGCGGCCGAGGGAGAGUGGCUCGCGCAUGCAGCCAGCGGCUGGCUUUGCAAUCCAAAAGAAAAAGUUUUUUUCAACGCGGAGAAGAACCUUUUGGUUCCUGCAGAUCCGCGGGAAACCGAGCUGGGAGCAGCAGCAGCAGCAGCAGCUGCUGCUGCUGCUGCUGCUGCUGCUGCUGCGGAGUGGCGGCCAGCUGGCGAGGAGGCUUUUAAUGGCGAGAAGGGAGAAAACCAAGAAGUUGAAAAAGAAGAAACGGAAACUGAAAAUGAAACGGAAAACUCAGACGCAGAGUCCGAUUUUUUGGUGGACUUGGAAGAUGAACUAGACGCAGCAACGUUUCAAAAACAAGUGUGCAGAAAGAAACAAAGUUUUUAA